GGGGCGGAUCACUAUGUUGUUCAUUCUGAUCACAGCAGUGCUGUUGAGUCUCUAGGCUAGCACAGCUUACGCUAGCUUGGCAAUAGCUCUCGCAUGAAUUAGCUCGUUUCUAUUUACGCUACGGUCGAACUAAAUAUAUUUUUUUAAAUAAUGUCGAAGGAGUCUCCCCGUGAGCCGGAGCAGCUCCGCAAGCUCUUCAUUGGUGGGCUGAGCUUCGAGACCACCGACGAGAGUUUGCGGACCCAUUUUGAAAGAUGGGGUUCCCUCACAGAUUGUGUGGUAAUGAAAGAUCCAGUCACAAAGAGAUCGAGGGGCUUUGGCUUUGUCACUUACAGCUCUGUGGAUGAAGUUGAUGCAUCAAUGGAGGCUCGUCCUCAUAAGGUUGAUGGCCGCCAAGUGGAGCCCAAGAGAGCGGUGUCCAGAGAGGAUUCUUCAAGGCCAGGUGCUCACACCACUGUGAAGAAGAUCUUUGUGGGUGGCAUCAAGGAGGACACAGAGGAGCAUCACCUUAGGGACUACUUUGAUCAAUUUGGCAAGAUCGAAGUCAUCGACAUCAUGACUGAUAGGACCAGCGGGAAGAAGAGGGGGUUUGCCUUUGUUACAUUUGAUGAUCAUGAUGCAGUCGAUAGGAUUGUCAUCCAGAAGUAUCAUACAGUGAAUGGUCACAACUGUGAAGUGAGGAAGGCUUUGUCAAAGGAAGACAUGAACCGGUCCGGGCCAAGAGGUGGAAACUUUGGUAGAGGUGGCGGAUAUGGAGGUGGUUUCGGUGGAGGGAGAGGAGGAGGUGGAGGAUAUGGUGAUAACGAUGGAUACAAUAACUAUGGAGGCAAUGGUGGCGGCUAUGGUGGAGGUCCCGGCGGGUAUGGUGGUGGCAACCGGGGCUAUGGCGGAGGCGGCGGCGGUGGUUAUGGUAACCAGGGUGGCAGCUAUGGAGGAGGAGGAGGAGGAUACGACAACUACAACAAUGGAGGUGGUGGUGGUGGAAGCUACAGAGGUGGUAACUAUGGAGCUAGUAGUGGUGGUGGGAGCAGCAGUGGAAGUGGUGGUGGUGGUGGUGGAGACUACAAUGACUUUGGCAAUUACAACAGCCAGUCGUCCUCCAGCUACGGCCCAAUGAAAGGAGGCAGCGGCUAUAGUGGCGGCAGUGGAGGGGGCCGGAGCAGCGGCCCAUAUGGUGGUGGUGGUGGUGUUGGUGGUGGUGGUGGUUACGGAGGCGGCUCCGGUGGUGGAUAUGGAGGGGGCUCCGGAGGUCGAAGGUUCUAGGUUCUGAGGCUACAGUACUUAGGAGAGGAGAGCCAGAGAGGUGACAGGGAAAGGAAGCAGCAGGUUUACCCCCUAGAUCUGCUCAGCCAAGCACAGUUGUGGCAGGUUUACAUCUGCCACAUGAAGAGAAAUGUACAGUAGAAAAGGAAAAAUCAUGUGGAGAGGGAGGGAGGGGAAUGGGUGGGUCCUUUUCAAACCGUUCUUGUCAAAUGCUUCCCAGCAGGAUUAUAUGAUUUUGUAGUUUUGCUGUUUUUGUCUUUGAAGUGUAAAGCAUUCCACUAAGGUUUUAUGUAGGUAUUUUGAUUUUCCCCGCACCUAUAGGGUGUUUUUAAGAUGUAACCGCCACCAAAUCAAGAUUAAAUAAACCGCUUUUCAGUUUUUGUUUUUUUACAUUGUGUAUUUUGAUUGAUGGGUUCCUGUUGAUUGUGUUACAUGAGAUGAGUAGUCCUCAACAGAUGAGUAGAUGGUAUGAAGUGUAAUUGGAAUAUCCUCAGAGUACUUGCGUUAUGUUCCAUAUUCAGUAUCAAAGCAUGUCAUUGUUUAGAAAAGUGCAUUUUUGUUUAGAUAGUUUACCUCAAUGCCUUUGGUGUAAAUACCCUGCUUUUGCAUACAGAGGUCAAAGGCCUUUGUGCUUCUGGGCCGCCGGGCCGGUUUCUCCCCUAAAGUUUAGCAUUGUUGCCACUGGACAAAAUAAAAGUUUGCUUAAUGGCUUUUC
Messenger RNA from Oncorhynchus tshawytscha (Chinook salmon), 1978 nucleotides. Its product is annotated as heterogeneous nuclear ribonucleoprotein A1. Lineage: Eukaryota; Metazoa; Chordata; Actinopteri; Salmoniformes; Salmonidae. The transcript has 11 exons. Gene Ontology annotation, molecular function: RNA binding. The record is from RefSeq and is a predicted model, not a curated record. Bases 151 to 1263 code for a protein of 370 amino acids.